AAAAUAUAGCUCUACCAUCAGUCUUAUAUGGAACCAAUGUGGUUAAUCUAACAGACAGAAAUAGAAAAAUUACAAAGAAUGGAGAAUAGGGUAUACAGGAAAAUAUUAGGAGCAUGUAGAAGUACAGUAGUAGCCACAUUAAGGGGGGAGAUAGGAGCAUCUUCCAUGAAAAGUAGAAUUAUGAGUGGGAAGAUAAGCUAUGUAAAUAAUACUUUAAAUGGAUGGAAAGAGAUACUGAAGAAAAUAAUUACAGAUAUGCAAGAAAAGGAAAGAAAAUGGUGGAAAAGUACAUGCAUGAAGUUAAAAUAAAUUUAAGAAAAUUGGAAGGAUUGUCCAGAACAGAAAUAAAGGACAAAGCCAAAAUAUGGGACACAGAGAGGUGGAAAGAAGAUUUGGAAGACUGUGAAUAUAUAUAAAGUGUGGAAAAGAAAAAUAAAAGAUGAAGAAAUUUAUGAUAAUUCUACUGGUUCAAUACUUCUCUUCAAAGCCAGAACCAACUCUCUUAAUUUAAAUAUAGCAAAAAGGCACCAGAAUGAGAACACCUGUUGUCCUUUUUGCCAUAAUACAGUAGAAGAUAUAUUUCAUUUCCUCUUAUAUUGUUGCACUAAUAGAGAAGAACGUGUUAAAGCAAUGGCUACAGCAACCCUAUGAGGAGAAGGAAAGUAACAUAGUUGGAAAAUUUCUAUUUACAGAUAACAACGAAAUAAGAAAAGAAACCAUAUACUUGAUGCGGGAAAAAAAAGAGAGAGAAAAAGGAAAGAGCUCAUUAAAUGAAAAAAACUCAAGAUUAAGAGGCGCUGUUGCAAUGGAAUUGCCUCGACCCAUAACUACUACUACUACUACCAAAUUUGAACCAUCUAUUCUACCAUCCUCCACUACAACAGAGAAAGCUCCACAAACCCGACGUCUUGAAGCAGAGUCUCCCUUUGUUUUGUGUUUGUUCUGAAUUUAACGUGAUCACAACGAACAAAAGAGAAGAAACUCCAGCAAACACAAACAAAGGAGGAAUAAAAGAAGCAAGGGAGCCGUUUCAAAGGCAUAUCCCACCUACUACUACUACCACUACUACUACCAACCGACAUCCUGAGCUGAGAAUCUGUCAAGAAUUACUACCCUGAUCAUUUCAGUAGCUAUUGGUGCGAUAACGGUUGACAUAUAGCUAGUGGAAUGUUUAUGCGUAAGAUAGUUCGCUGCCGGGAGGCUGGGUGUCCGGCCAUUCUUCAAAAGAUGUAUGGACAUGAGGUUUGCCAGUCUCAUGCCAGCUGCGCCAUCCAACUGGAGGGACUCUUGGUCUGGCACCCAGAAGCCUGCGAGGUGUGUUACGACCUCGUUAGGAACGUGACAGAUGAGUCGGUUGAUCCGACUCUCAAGGCCUCCUCGCUGAUGACCCUCAAGGCCUGGGUAGGGGGGUUUGGGAGGAACGUCGGAUCCGGCCGCCCCUACGUGCUGUCGGAGGAGAUGUGUUUCCUCCUUUACCCAAACGCUAAGGUUUCGUCAGCAGUAGCGGCAGAAGUGGCGGCUCCCAUUAUAGAGCGGAUCCGCCAAGAGACCCAAGCCCCUUUGGAGGACCAAGAGGGCUUGCGUGAGAAAAUGGCAAAGGAGGUGCCGGCCAUCAGCCGGCAUAUAGAGCCCAUGACCAUCGAGGACCAGGAGGAAGGUAGGGAGGUAGGUGAGGCAGGUAAUCAUUGGGCUAAUGUACUAUCCUUCAGCCCAACUCCUUCUUCUUCUUCAUCUUUUCAGGGCUUCUCUGGGAAGUCCACGACCUUUGGGGAUAGGUCGGGCUCAGUAAUCCCCAAGGCGAAAACCUUACAGACGAAGUCCCUGCUGAAGGUGGUUAAACCAGCCAAGCCUUCUCCGGCAAGCUCUGCUAGGUCAUCAUUGGCCCUCAAGCCUUCGACUUCCUCGGCCAAAGCUACUCCCCCACCCAAGAAGUCGAGAGCUAAGACUUACAAAGCCAGACCUAUGGAGUCCGGCUUCGACCAGGAGGCUUUCACCACUCUUCUCAUGAAGAUGGUGAGCGAAGUAGUAAUGGACUCGAGACUUCAAUCGAUGCCCACGCAACUCGCCUCCGGUCUAGAGACAUUCAGACAGUCCAUCCCGUCUCUGGCCCAAAAAUUACAGACCCAGGAGGGAUGCACACCGCAGUCCUUUGUGGUGCCGGACGCAUCCAAGCUCCCGCCAUUUGAGAAUAGCAACCCAUGGCGGUUGGCUCUGCAUGCUCCCUUUUCAGAGGGCAGACUUACAAUUGAGGGUUGCGGAACCCGACCCGUGGAAGACUAUGAGUUCUUCCCGCCGGGCCUACAAUUCCCCUUCCCGGGCUACGCUAGGCUUGCCGAGGAAGCGUUGGUCAGGGUAGACAAGGUCCCGGAAGAGACAGUGAUCUACCCUAGAGAUCAGGCUCAGUCGGCAUGGGUCCGCAUCCUUACGGAAUGGGAGUGCGUCAACACCGAAUUGAUGCCUCACAACGGUAGCUAUACCAUGUUCGUAGCACCGGAUAACAUCCCGACACCUUGCACAUCGAAGAUCGCAGAAUUGACACUACAGGCCGGAAUGGAGGAUAAACCCAUGCCUCAGCUAAAAGAGACGGAGGCUACCUCUUUGCUCUUUCCCAGAGAUCUGGAGUGUUGGGGUGGCGCUCCGGCAACGUUCACAGUGGGCAAACUCAACCGUGAUUGUGCCAUGACACAAUUCGGUGAACUUUUGCCUAGAAUUCCGGACACCAUGUUAAAGGCGGAAUUCGAAGCAAGAUGUAGGCUGAGCAGGUCAAUUAACUCAGUCACCAUUGCAGAGUUGACAGCUUCUGUCUUUGCAGAGGAGCCUCUAUUCCGGGUCCUGACGAAGUCGAUGCUGCAGGCUUAUCUAUCGGACCUGUAUGAUUUCAUAGUGGCUAGACGAGCCUGCAGGAAGCAUGUCUUUGCUAAUGCCUCCAUCAGGCAUGAGCCUAACAAGCUCAUAAAUGCAUCAAUCUGGGGGGCCAACAUCUUUCCUGAGGACAUGGUUAACAGCGUCCUCAGCGAGGCGGCUAGGGCUAACCAGAGCCUUCAUGACCGCUGGGGACUUCACUUCAAAAGGAAAUUCGAGGCCCUCGGACCACACGCCAAACGUAGGAGGAGGCCUGGGAAUUGUCAGUCUUUCCAGACCUCUCAGCCUCAAGCAGUGGUACAGACAGUUCCUGUCUCUCAAAUAAGUAAGCCUUCGACAUCUAAGGCACAACCACAAGAGCAGUUUGUUCUGCUGCAGAGUCAACCGACUCAACAGCCCUCGAGUUCGGCUUACCGACAGAGAGCUGGCUCUAGAGUUCUCUCAAGAGGCAGAGGCUUCAGAGGAGGCAGAGGAAGUAAGACCUCAACCAGUCAAUGAGUCUCUCCAGGUAGGUGUGAGACUGUACCUCUCCUGGGAUCAUUGGACCUUCAGUACGUGGGCCCACAAUAUUGUAUCGAAAGGUCUGGGGUGGAGAUGGAUAAAAGGGCCUCCUCCACCAGUCAGUUUCCAUCAAAUUCCAACGACAGACCUUCUAGACUAUGCCAAAGACCUUCUUCAAAAGAAGGCAAUAAAGAAAGUCAGUCACCUGAAAUUUCAGUAAAACCCUUCUCAGGAAAACAUUAUUUUUAAUGAGUCUGGCCUCAGGCGCCAGAAUAUCUGAACUGUCGGCUCUCUCUAGAGAACCAAAUCAUAUUGAUUUCCUCCUGUCAGGAGAAGUUCUGCUCUCUCCAGAUCAGAAAUUCUUAGCAAAGAAUGAAGACUCACAAAACAGGUGGUCUCCAUGGAAGAUUGUCCCUCUUCCACAGGACCCAUCAUUGGGCAAUACUUCUAAAAAGUCUUCAGGUCCUCUUUUUAUUAGAGAGAAUGGUGGAACCAUUUCCUUGAAUGCCGUCAGACAACAAAUUCUUUAUUUUAUUAAACAAGCCAAUCCAGAUUCAGUCCCUCAUGUCCAUGAUAUCCGGGCAGUGGCUACCUCAGUUAAUUAUUUUCAUCAUAUGAACUUCGAGGAUCUUAAAAAAUAUACGGGUUGGAAAUCCCCGACAGUAUUUAAACGUCACUAUCUGAAAACUCUAGAGGCCCUUGAAUAUUCGGCAGUGGCUGCAGGGAACAUUGUCUCCUCUGAUACGGCCUAGUUAUGUAAUUCUAAAUCGGUAUUUUAUAAUUUUGCUAUUAAUUAUCUUUUGGUACUCACUCUCACCUACCUGCCUCGCUUGUAAUCCCUGCCUUUCUGCCAUUUGUUCCGGACUGGAUUGCUCAUCAACCCACUCCUGUACAUGUGCAUAGUUCUUUAAUAUAUUUGUUUUUAUGUUUAUUACUUGUUGCAUUUUCCUGGUGAUAGUAUGGAUUUGGUCAUAUUAGGUGCUAUUUACCAUCUGUAAUUUAUUAU
This is a messenger RNA of Macrobrachium nipponense, 4369 nucleotides long. RefSeq lists its product as uncharacterized. NCBI's taxonomy places the organism in Eukaryota, Metazoa, Arthropoda, Malacostraca, Decapoda, Palaemonidae. The coding region runs from base 1168 to 3360 and encodes 730 amino acids. The transcript has 4 exons. The record is from RefSeq and is a predicted model, not a curated record.